Pungitius pungitius (ninespine stickleback) is the source of this 5278-nucleotide messenger RNA. RefSeq names its product homeodomain-interacting protein kinase 1. Gene Ontology annotation, biological process: smoothened signaling pathway; intrinsic apoptotic signaling pathway in response to DNA damage by p53 class mediator; peptidyl-threonine phosphorylation. The coding region runs from base 369 to 3752 and encodes 1127 amino acids. Gene Ontology annotation, molecular function: protein serine/threonine kinase activity; protein tyrosine kinase activity; ATP binding. Gene Ontology annotation, cellular component: cytoplasm; PML body; nucleus. Lineage: Eukaryota; Metazoa; Chordata; Actinopteri; Perciformes; Gasterosteidae. The record is from RefSeq and is a predicted model, not a curated record. The transcript is spliced from 18 exons.
AUGCCGUACGGAUCGCAGCUGAUAUAAAGACGUGGUUGUUCCGUGAAUAAGUGGAUUUGCUGCUCAAAGACGGGCGGUUUUAGAGUAUAAUUUAUUAUGUUUUUAAUCAACAAAUUUAGAUUUUUUUGCACUGAAUGAUUAGAUUUAGUAUCGUAAUGCAACCUGUGUUCUUCUUCUGAAAACUCGACACUGUAAAGCCUUUUGCUGCUACCCAGCACUCCAUCGACUGAGGAAACAAUGCAGGCCUAGCUAGCAUCCGACGUUAGCUAGCGAGGCUAAUAGCAUAACGCUGCUCCAGCACACUGCGGUGGGAUUUAAACCUUGGACGAAGACCAGCUUCUCGACGCUGUAAUAACAUCCAAUUCGCAAUGAGCUCUCAGCUGCAGGUCUUCUCUCCUCCCUCCAUCUCCUCCAGUGCCUUUUGCCGUGUUAAGAAGGUGAAGGUGGAGAGUAGUGUUUGGGAUGUGUCCACCACGGAAGCUUACAGCUCCAUCGCAGGCCAGGCGGCAUUCGCGUUCACCCCAGCCAUGGCCGUGGCACCCUUUGCACCAGCCCUGGUCUUCCCCCCGACGGCCCCGGGUUCCAGAGGUCAAGUGGUGGUGCGGGCUGCCGAUAGCACCGGCAGUCUUCCGCGUGGAUCCAGCCGACGUGUGACGGAGCAAGCGACGUCCUCCUCCUACACUCACACCGAGACGUCCUCUGAAACAAGGGCCCACCGGCACGGCCAGAAAAGGAAGAUUGAGGAAACCAGUGAAGGCAGCGGCAGUGGGUGUGGCAGUGUCCAGAUAUUGGAGGAGCUCUCGGCCCCUGCAGCAACUUACUCCACCCGCACUGGUGGUGGCGGAGGAGGCACGGGCCAAUCAAUACCCCACUCGGCUCCAACCACCAAGAGCAGCAGCUCCAAUGGUGAAGGGGAUUAUCAGCUGGUGCAGCACGAGAUCUUGUGCUCAGUGACCUGUAGCUAUGAAGUGCUGGAGUUUUUAGGAAGGGGCACGUUCGGACAAGUGGCCAAGUGCUGGAAGAGGGGCACCAAUGAGAUUGUUGCUAUCAAGAUCCUGAAAAACCAUCCUUCAUAUGCUCGCCAGGGCCAAAUUGAGGUGGGUAUCCUGAACCGGCUGAGUGCAGAGAACGCCGAUGAGUACAACUUUGUGCGUUCAUACGAAUGCUUCCAGCACAAGGGUCACACCUGCCUUGUGUUUGAGAUGCUGGAGCAGAACCUGUACGACUUUCUCAAGCACAGCAAGUUCAGCCCGCUCCCCUUAAGGCACAUCAGACCCAUCCUGCAGCAGGUGGCCACGGCACUGAUGAAGCUUAAGAGCCUUGGGUUGAUUCAUGCCGACUUGAAGCCCGAGAACAUCAUGCUGGUGGACCCCCACAGGCAGCCCUACAGGGUGAAGGUCAUUGACUUUGGCUCAGCAAGUCAUGUGUCAAAAGCUGUCUGCUCAACCUACUUACAGUCUCGCUACUACAGGGCUCCAGAGAUCAUUUUGGGUUUGCCGUUCUGUGAGGCGAUUGACAUGUGGUCUUUGGGCUGUGUGAUUGCUGAGCUGUUUCUGGGUUGGCCUCUCUACCCUGGAGCCUCUGAGUACGACCAGAUCCGUUACAUUUCCCAGACUCAAGGUCUGCCUGCAGAGUACUUGCUGAGCGCCGGAACCAAAACCAGUCGCUUCUUCAAUAGAGGGCCCGACUCUAGCUACCCGCUCUGGAGACUCAAGACCCCAGCAGAGCAUGAAAUGGAGAUGGGCAUUAAGUCCAAGGAGGCCAGGAAGUAUAUCUUCAACUGUCUGGACGACAUGAUGCAGGUCAACCUGUCUUCUCAUUUGGAGGGGACGGACAUGCUGGCUGAAAAAGCCGACCGACGAGAGUUUAUAGACCUCUUGAAGCGGAUGCUCCGUCUGGAUGCCGACAAAAGGAUCACGCCUACAAAGACCCUGGGUCACCCCUUUGUCACAAUGAGCCACCUCAUGGAUUAUCCCCACAGCUCGCAUGUGAAGUCCUGCUUCCAAAACAUGGAGAUCUGUAAGCGUCGGAGCUCCUAUGACAGCAGCAAAUCUCUGUACUCCACCAGCGCGGUGCCCAGCGCUGCAGGGGGGAACCUCACAGUCACAUUCAGUAGCCAACUCAACCAGCAUAACCAGGUGCCUUCUGCGGGAGGAGCGGUGCCUCUGCUGAACUAUCAGCCGGCUCUGUACCAGCAGGCGACCAUCAACAUUCCCGGGCUUGCUCAGCAGAGUGUCCCGAUCCCAACGCGGCCCGCCGGCCUGUGUAGCCAGACAGAACCCUUCCAGCAGACUCUCAUCGUCUGCCCUCCCUCCACGCUUCAAGGGCUACAGCCAUCCAAUAAGAGUUCCAGUUUCCCUGUCAGGAUGGAAAACUCUGUUCCCAUAGUACCUCAAAACCAGUCUGCUCAGUCGUUGCAGAUUCAGCCUAGUAUGCUCACACAGGGUUCCUGCACACCGCUGAUGGUGGCCACCCUGCACCCCCCCUCAGCAGGCAUAGCUCCCCAGUAUUCUCUGCCCCUCGGGCUGGGCACCGGGGUGGGUCGCCCCACCCUCCUGGAGCACACAGCCACAGUGCUGCAGGCCUGGCCCACUGGCACUCAACAGAUCCUCAUACCAUCGUCGUGGCAGCAGGUCCCCGGCAUGGCCAUCCACAGCUCCGCCCACCCGUCAAAUGUGACGGAGUCACCCCUUCACUCGAAUGGUUCCACUCAGCAGGGACACAGCUGGAGGAGCACAACCCAAGCCAGGACCCAGCAAGAGAGGAAGAAGGGGAAAGCCAGACGUGGAGAGAACAGAAACAGGGGCAUCUCCACUGCAUCCCUACUCAGCAGCAGCGGUGUGACCCCGCCCACCGCCACCUGGUCACAGCCAAUCGUCAUCUCCGACACACCCAGCCCGGCGGUCAGCAUCAUCACUAUUCACAGCGACACUGACACUGAGGAUGAGCGCAAAUUCCAUCCCGCCAGCGUUGGCCUCAGCCAGCGCGCUAAUGUCAUCAGCUGCGUGACGGUGCACGACUCGGACUCCUCUACAGCCAGUCCCCUGACUCCUCUGCCCCGCGCACUGCACCCGGCCGGCGCCGCGCCAUCAUCACGCCAGGCCAGGUCUCUAGCCGUGGUGGCACCUUCAGUCAAAACCCAGGGCUCUGAGAGAGGAGCUGUUUCACGUGGACGCUUGGAGACUGGGACCUACAUGAAGCCGAAGAGAUCAUCCAACCGACAGCCCUGUAGCUCGGGGGAGAGUGUGGAGCGUCACAGACUAGUGCCGAGCCAGUCACACCCCUUAAACCUCAGCCAGGUCCAGCCGGUUGUCUCUUCCUCUCAGGAGCGCUCCCACAGCGACUCGUCGACGCGCCGCCAGCCGACGUUCCCUCCGGUCGUAUCCUCUCACUACAACUUCCCCGAGGUGUCGGCCCUGGCCUCGGCCCCGGGCCCCAGCCUGUACGCCUACCCGGCCUCCACGGCGCUCUCCUCGGCCUCUCAGGCCAUGGAGCAGCUGCUGAGCCGCGGCCACGCCGCCCACGCACACUCUCCCUCCGCCUAUGCAGCGACGUACGCUUCGUCCUCCUCCUCCAGGAGGGACUCGGCCGUUCGUAAGGACUCUGUUAGUAGUCUCCUGCACGGCCUGCCCGCGGUCUACCAGCAUCCUUUCGCCACUGGGUCUCCUUACGUUAGUGUGACUCCCCGGGCCGAGGCUUACGGUGCCUACCAGCUGAGCCCCAGGCGCCUCACACAGUACCCGUUCCUUUAGGGAGUCGCACACACACACACACACACACACACGUACUUGGAACAAGGAAAGAAAUUCUACUUUCCCACAAUUUACCACGAAAGGGAGUUUUAAACUGAGUUUCUAGCAAAAUAACUGCUGUCCACUUAUUUGUUUGCUACUUUGGUCUCAAAUGCGGCAUUUCCCUUUGGACUCAUUUACAAGCCUUUAUGGGUCUUCUUGUGUAUUUUAAAUCUUUUUUUUCCAUUAUUUGAUGUCAUCACAUUGGUAAAUUCUUCCCUUAACAAUAUUGCGUAUAACCCGUAUUGUACACCCAUGUUAUCUAUAUGUAUGAUAAUGGCAUUGUGGUUAAUGUAUUUUACUGCUGUUUAUCUCGAGGUUCUGUGUGGAGAGAGACGUUCCUCCUUCCACAAGCUGCAACGACACUUUAGGUGAACUUUAGAGACGCCUAACUCAAAGUUAGUGAAGGGCUAGCUGAAAAACAAUUACAUGCCCUUUGUUCCUCAUGAGCCUCAUGAAGUUUUCACACUAACGCAGUGUGGCCCUUUUUUUAAAUUUUUGACUAAAAAAUAAUGACUACCUUACAUCAUGUCUGAUUCAUCACAAUUAUGUUGUUUACUAUGUUUUUAAAUAUGUUUUGUCAUUGUAAGAAAGGAAGAGGAAGGUCCAUGAAGACGUUGAACAUGAGAUGUGGUGAAACUGUGAUGGAUACAUGUUAAUUUAAGUGCACAUGUGAUAGUCUGUUAAUAUAGUGACAGUGUUUAGGCAGGAUUUAUGUCCUUAUGCAAUAGAAACUUUUAAAAAAAAGAUUUAAAAAACGCAUCAACUUGAGUGCUGAAUGUAUUUAUGAAGUACAGUGGAAUUAGAUCACCAUCCUGAGGACUGACAUGAUAGGCGUUUGUUUUAAUUUUUUUAAUUUUUAAUAUAAUAUAUAUAUUAACCUUCUUCCCUACUGUUUUGCCCCUGAAAUAUAAAAACAGGAGAAACUAUUCUAUACUUUUGAAUUCUGUUGCUGUUGGACCCUCUGAUUUAUAAAAAGGAUCCAUGGCCAGUUUGAACAGUUUGUAUAUUGAUGAACUAGUUUCUUCUUUUCCUCAUGACACUUGGACACAUGGAUAUUGCUUGCUAGGAAGUUGGGAAAAUUAAAAAAAACAAAAACAAAUCAAGCAUCUGUUGACAAAUCGGCCUCCUAUUCAUUUACUCUGUGGCGGAGGGUCUUGUCUGAAAUGUUGAAAUCCACUGUUUUUUCACUCGCAGAUCCUGCAGCGUGGACACAAGCCUCAAGCUGUUCAGUCUGCUCUGAACGUCUUUUAGUUCAAGGAGGUGAAUCUCUGGGUGGUUUCUGUGGGUUAUGAAAGCUUUUUAGUCAACACUUUCCUGUUGUGUUUGCAUCAGUUUUGUGUUGUAAUGUCUGAAUAUUUAACUGUAUUUCACCAUAACAUAGUAUAGUUAAGAGGCUAUUUGGUAGAACUAAUUCAGGGAAAAAAGGUUUCAGCUCAAAUAAUCCACUGUUGCUGUUUUCAAUAAAAUUACUCUCAUAUUCACAA